UUAUGCUGCACCAUGUGCGCAGCACAUUCUGCAUGUCAAUCCUGCCAAGAUAAACUUAGUGGCCUCAUGAUUCGCCAGCUGUAAUGACAAUAGUCACUCUAUAUGUCGAUCAGUGGCCCAAAGGCCGAUGUAUUCCUAAAUAUUUGGUUCGCCAAGUCAGAUUUCCACUGUGGUACCUCAUGAUUCGCCAGCUUGUGCCUACUGAAGUCGCCCUAUGCGUCGACCCGAGGCUCCAAGAACCAGUGAGCCUUCUUAAAGACUCGUUCGCUGAGUCGAACGUCUGGCGUUAGUACUCCCUAAAAAUUUCAAGUUCUAAAAUGUUCUCAAUGCGCCUACAUGUACUCAUGCAAUUCUUUUCCAUAGAAUAACAAUGAGGACACCCGCGAUAUACGCCCUUUACAUCUGCCUUCCAUUCGCACUUCAUAUUUCUGCAGAACGUCAUUCUGCAAGAGGCCUGAAGAAUCAACAACUAACUCCUGCGGUUGAACAAUCGUCAUUAAGUGACCGAGCUUUGAGCUCCUCCACCUAUGUCCCCUCCAGCUCUACCUAUGAUGUUUCCGAUGGCCAGACAGUCGAAUUCCUGUAUCAGCGCCGCGUCGACUCCAUCAUAUCUCAUCUCACUGGCGCUGAGGACAUCGCAGAAUGGCUUUCCACCUUGAACUAUUCUACCGGCCAAUGGCCAGAUAUCAAUUAUGCGACAGGAUGUGCCGCUCAGCGUGCAAACUGGCCCGCAGGAGUACACUGGCAGCGUUUGUUGGUCAUGGCAGGCGCAUGGCACGGAGGUUUAUCUAAUGCCGAGCAGUAUGUACAACAAGAAGACAUCCUACAUGCGAUCUCUAUCGGAAUGGACUGGUGAUUUGACCACGAUUUCAUGAACCCG
This is a messenger RNA of Desarmillaria tabescens, 880 nucleotides long. RefSeq lists its product as uncharacterized. Lineage: Eukaryota; Fungi; Basidiomycota; Agaricomycetes; Agaricales; Physalacriaceae. Bases 371 to 856 code for a protein of 161 amino acids. The transcript is spliced from 3 exons. The record is from RefSeq and is a predicted model, not a curated record.